Messenger RNA from Talaromyces stipitatus ATCC 10500, 2090 nucleotides. RefSeq names its product conserved proline-rich protein. The transcript is spliced from 2 exons. NCBI's taxonomy places the organism in Eukaryota, Fungi, Ascomycota, Eurotiomycetes, Eurotiales, Trichocomaceae. Bases 1 to 1941 code for a protein of 646 amino acids. The record is from RefSeq and is a predicted model, not a curated record.
AUGGCUGCAAAGGCUUCAUUUCAGCUUUUUCCAUCUCCGGUGAAGAGCAAGAAGAAUCCGUUCAGAACUAUACCCGCCAAAGAGGAACCAAGGAGUAAAUCUCCGAUUGUCGCUGAUAAUGAUGACAGCAUCAAGGCCGGUAUUCAGACAGAAUCCGUCAUUAUCAAGAUUAUCGAGGACACAAACACAGACACAAUCCAGCCCUGGCCGGUACCUUCGCCAGAUGCCUCACACUCGGAGAUACUUCCAGAUACAACGCAAUUAGGACCCCAACAACGGCAAAAGUCUCCUGUUUCUCCCGGCAAACCGAUCAACUCAAUAUUUCCGCAGUACAACCCUCAGUUGCCGUUGAAUAAGCAGGCUUACUUCCCACAAAAUAGGGGCACGAAAAACACAUCUCAUCAGAGUAGUAGUUCCACAGCUGGUACUGUUUGUGAGCAAGAUGUCCCGCCUACUGAGGUUGAUGCCGUUCUCGGGCCCAAGACUGUACCCGCAAGCGUAUUCAACUUCCCUUCCGGAGCACUGAGUCCUCGGAUACAAUACUCUUCUGCAGAAGAAUUGGUGACAUUAUGGGAGUCUGCUAAUGGACAAGAACUGCAAGAGUCCUUGGGAACGUUCAAUCUACGCGCAGAGAGGGUUGACACUACUGCCUUCACGUUCGGUGACCCUCAGCUGCCGUUCUAUACUCUAAACGCUAGUAUGGAUGGGUUCUCGCUCCUAAGAAAUCAUCCAUUGAAACGCAACCGCGGUGUACAAGUUAUGGUCUUGAAUUUUGAAAAUCCAGCUCGUCGCCAACCUCCGCACAAUGGGCUAGUGACGGUCAUAUUUUCAAAACUCGCAGCGAUGCUCGCAAUUGAACAGGCUGCGGAACUGACUCGGCAUCAUUCACUUGCCCCAUCCGAAGCCAUGGAGGUCGAGACAAAUGCAGUAAACCGGGCGGCCGCCCAAGAGUCAUGUCGUCUGAUCUGGAACGCACUGCAACAUCGAUACGAGUUGCAACACCCAUCUCUACUCAAGCAGCAUUCCUCGGCCUUGGUAGGUGAGGAUGGUAACCCACUGCCCCGGGUGCAGACUGCGAAACCGGGCAUCCUACAUAUCACCGUUUCUCCUACCGCGGAGAGGGACAGCGAGCAUUACCAACCCCCUGUCAUCAUGGUGACGAGUCCGCGAUCACCCAACAGCAUACAAGCAGGAGAUAUGGAAGCGACACCACGGACAUCAACGUUACCGCAGGCGGAUAUCGAUGAACCAUUGGCGUCCCUGGAUCUUAGCACCAUGACUCUUUCCAUCUGCGCCGGACUUACCACAAGCAUAAUCCCAUCCCUUUAUGCCAUCGAUUCUUUGAUUGCAGCCAUGCUUGCUGUUGCUGUCACAGACGAAAGCACUUGGCCUGUACUCGCCAACACAGAGUUAUACGUCCCUGGUCUGGAAUCACCUCGAACCCCGAGACAGAUACCACAACAGCGUCGUAAAAGCCGAUUUUUCCGAAAUUCUGUUGCUUCUACAGCUCAAAAGAUGAACAAAUCUACGUAUUCAGGGAAAUACUUUACCACAUUUGCCGAGAGAGAAGAAGCAGAAGAAGAAGCCAAGCUAAUGGCUCAAAUCCAUGCAGCGGAAGCCAAGGAACGUAGUAGGAAAAGGAAGCCCAGCACGAUUGAGAAGAAAAAAGGUGGGAUGUUCUCAUUUUUAGGUAGCGGCAAGAAGAAGACAGACGGCAAAACGAAGCAGAUCAUAGUCGAGGAAUUUGAUCUGGAGAAAUACGGCCAUUUUGGUCAGGGAUCGAGCAGAGAAGGUCAGGAAUUACCUGGACCAGCCAAGAUGCUGGUGAACCUGCUAGUUCUUGGGUUACAGGUUGUUGUUACGAUAUUAUCUGCUGGGGUCAAAUGCGCUGUAUGGAUGGUGGUUAAUGUGACUCGAUGCGUGACCAGUGAGAAAUUCUGAUGUCUUUCGUUUUCAUCUCUUUCCAAGAUUCCUUUCAGGGGUGUCCUUGUUAUCGCAGGAGUAUGGUUUAGGAUUUUGUCUAGGGCAGUAGCAAGGCGUUUAGUGGUGUAUAUAGCGGUGAUUCGUGCAAUAUAACCUAAUCAAUCGUU